Messenger RNA from Closterium sp. NIES-65, 2391 nucleotides. Lineage: Eukaryota; Viridiplantae; Streptophyta; Zygnematophyceae; Desmidiales; Closteriaceae. The record is from the annotation of a GenBank genome assembly.
AUGGCAGCCAAGUGGGUGCGCCCAGCCUUGCUCGGCCUCAUCAUCGCUCUCUCCUAUGCUCGCUCUACUGCUCUGCUCCGCUUCUACUCCGCCCCCAUGCACAUUCUGGAGCACCUGCCGGCAGUAGAUGAAGCGAAUGAAGAUGCAAUUGCCAUCCUUCCAUUCCCCCCUUCUCCCACAACCCAUUUCCCCCUCCUGGACCCAACCCCCCCUCCUCCUUUUUCUUCCCUCAUUCCCCGCAGUGGUCACGGUGUGCUAUGGCAUGGAGUGGCAUCGCUUCGCCACCUCCUUCCUCCUCCCAUCCCCCCUCCACCGAGAGCCGCUUUCAUCGACGAUGGCUUUAAGGGCCUGCUGCCCAUCCCCUUCAACCUUCCACCCAUCCUUUCUCAUAACCCCAGCUCUCACCCUACAACCCAGAGAUGUGCUCCUUACACAGUUGCGUGGUCACGGUGUGCUAUGGCAUGGAGUGGCAUCGCUUCCCCACCUCCUUCCUCCUCCCCUCGCCCCUCCACCGAGCUGCCUUCAUCGACGAUGGCUUUAAUGGUCACGGUGUGUUAUGGCAUGGAGUGGCAUCGCUUCCCCACCUCCUUCCUCCUCCCCUCGCCCCUCCACCGAGCUGCUUUUAUCGAUGAUGGCUUUAAGGGCCUGCUGCCCAUCCCUUUUGACCCGGAACAAGGCGGCACGGAGUCUGCUCCCUCGUACUUCAACGACAAAAACCAAGCCACACCCGAGCAAUUCGUGAGUUGGUGGUUUCAUGGGCCUGCUGCCAUGCCCAUCCCUUUCGACCCGGAAGCAGGGGAGGCUGAAUCUGCUCCUGCGUACUUCAAUGACAAGUACCAAGCCACGCCCGAACAAUCGGUGAGACGGGGAAAGCUGGUGUUGAGUCGGGCCUUCUGGAAAUUCAAGCGAGGCUCCAUCCCGACUGCUCGUCCCCUUUCCUUGCCUCCAACCUCGCCCCCCUCUCGCCCCUCCCUGGCACCGCUGUCACGCCAGCUGGACGAAUGUCUCUGGACAGAUUUGUCUCUGUGCGACCAUCUGGUUGAGCUGUGCCGCGGCACAACUCUGUGCACCUAUCCCUCCAUCCCUUCACCCUGGAUCCAACCAACCUCUCUCUCCGCCUCUUACCCCUCCGUGCCCCUCCCUCCCUGGCACCGCUGUCGCGCCAGCUGCUGGACGAGUCUCUGUGCGGCUAUCUGGUUGAUUUUGCCUACCUGCCGCACAGAGACUCCCCGUUCCUCGUCUCCCCUUCUCCCUGCCGUGUGCUCGUCUCCUUCUCUUGCACCCAAUGUUCCCCUUCCAUCCCUUCUGCCGCCCCUCCCUUUCCCUGCACAUGGGAUCACGCCAGCUGGACGGGUGUUGGCGUCCCUCCCGUUUGUGGACGCCCAGCGCUCCCCGGCUCUCUACCGAGCCUUCUUCAUCCCGGGCCUGUCCGAGAGGCUCGUCAAUUCAUGCGUGACCAAGGGUUACUUCCAGGACCCUUUCGUGAAGCUCUUUGUUCGCCGCCCGGCCAGGCGGUCCCCUGUCAUCCACCGAGGCUACUUCGCCCGCUGGGCUGCUCUGCAGCAGCUCGUCGACCAGUUCCUCUCCGUUAACGGAUCAGCUCAUAACGAGGACAGGGCCCAGACCCCUAGUAGUGAUCAAGAAAGUCAAGGGGAGUCAAGAAAGUCAACAGGGGGGACGGAUGUGACUCUGCAGAUUAUCUCCUUGGGAGCAGGAUUCGACACCCUAUUCUUCCGACUCCAGACAGAGGGCAAAGCCCCCCAUAGGUUCAUCGAAGUGGAUUUUCAAGAGGUGGUAGCAAAGAAAGCCGACAUAAUCAACGCCAAGCCAGAGCUAGCAGCAUGCCUGGGACCAGACGUCAGUCCAUUAGAGGGUGCCGGGCUGCGCUCCUCAAAUGGCUACUCCCUCGUGUCAGCCGAUUUGAGAGACACUGAUAAACUAAACGAGGCGCUUGCAGCAGCUGGAGCCGAUUUUGGGACCAACACAGCAACGUUAUUCCUCUGCGAGUGUGUACUCAUCUACAUGGACGCGCCCAGCAGCCACAGGCUCGUGGCGUGGGCGGCAGAGAAGUUUGGCACGGCGGCGUUUGUCGUCUACGAGCAGAUCCGCCCCGACGAUGCAUUCGGGCAGCAGAUGAUCCAAAACCUGGAGGCUCGGGGCUGCCCUCUGCUUGGUAUCAGAGCCACACCAACACUAGAAGCAAAGGAGAAGAGAUUUCUCGACGGUGGCUUUGAGAGAAGCAAUGCAGUGGAUAUGGACAUGAUAUACUCACACCACAUCGAUCCACAGCUCGUCAGAAAAAUCGAACCACUGGAGAUAUUCGAUGAGUUUGAGGAGUGGCAUCUCAUGCAGGAACACUACUGUAUCGCUUAUGGAAUAAAGGAUGCCCUG